AUGUUAGUAUUUGAAUUUACUAGCUAACCAUCAAAAAUAAUUCAUUUUGGUUCACAAUUUCUAAAUGAAUUAAUGAUACUAAAAUGCAGCUUAUUAAUCUAUUCAGAAAAUAAAACUGAAAGAAAUUCUUUUGAAAGUUUCCUUGUAUAUAUUAUUAGGCCUUACACAUAUUUUAUUAAAUCAGAUUUAAAGAGUGCUUAUACAUUUUUUAUUUUUAUGCUGAUCUAAAUAAUGAUAAUAUAUUGGUGUUAUAUAAUCUAUUAUAGAGAGAAUAAAAAGAAGAAAUCAUUCAUAAAUGUAAUUAAAAAAUAUGAGUCACAUUCAACUUUGAAUUUCUUUUUAAUUUCUUUAUGGAAAACAUUAUUUAUACUUGUUACAGAAUUCUUGGGUUUAAUAAUAUUGGAAGGAUGUUUUGAACUCUUAUUAGAUGAGAUUUAAGAUAAUCUAUUUUGUAUUAUUUGUUCCAUUAUUGUCAUCUUAGAAAUCAUUGUGAUUAAUAUUUUCUAAGAAUUAUUUUGGAAUUAAAGUUUACAUUAUAUACCAAAACAAUUAAAUAAAAUAAUUUAACAAUCAUAACUAAUCUUGUAUGCAAAAAUAUUUAAAAUUAUAACUAUUUGUAUGUUUGUUAGUUAAAUAAAAUAUAGAUCCUAAUUUGUAUUAGGAAUAUCAAUUUUUAUUGCCCUCUUUGAAUUAUAUAUACAAUUAAUUUUAAAAAUAAGACUCGAAAGAAUAAUCAUAAAAUUAAAUGUAUUUAUGUAAAGUUUAAUACUUUUUGUUUCAAUUUAAUAACUUUAUGUAAUAUUUUGUAAUACUACAUUAUCUUUUUUAUGGAUUCUACUCUCAAUAUUAUUUUUUAAAGUUAUUUGUCAGAAUUAUCUAAGUGAAUCUAUUUUAUAACGAAAGAUUUUUUAACCAAAUUAAAAUUAAAUUGAAUAAUUAUCAUUUAAAGCAAAAUAGACGAUUUAUUUAUAUCAAAUCUUAAGUUAAGAAAGAAAUUCUGAAUAUAGAUUAAUUAAUAAAGUUUUAAUAUAAAAACAUUAGUAGGUUUGUUCCAAUCAAUCUUGUUUUUGUAGAAACGAAGAAAUGAUUAUGAUUAAAUUAAGUCAUUUACUACUUAAAGAAUAGAUUCAAGAAUAUAAAUUAGUGAUUUAAUAAUCAAAAUAAAAAUCAUCAGCUUUAUUCUUAGAGUAUAUUCAAUUGCUUGUACAAAAUAAUAAAUACUUUGAAGCAUUAAAUAUAACAUAAAAAUUAAUUAAUUAAUUUAAAAGAAAAUCAAAACAUACAUAGAAUUAUUUAAUUAAAGGUUAAGUCUCUUUAUAACAUGAGUUAUUAUUUAAAGUACUCUAAUAACAAAUUUUAAUGGCAAUUUAAAGUUCCAUUUAAAAUAAUUCUUUAAAUUCAGCUAAAACAUUAGGUUUUCGUUAAGCAAUUAAAUCUUAUUAAUAAAAAAAAGAUUCUGAAAAGAUAAUUUAGAAUUAAUUGGAUAAAAUAUUGAAAGAAAAAAUAGAAUUUUUAGAAGAAUUAUCAAAUUCACACUCUUUACAUGCUAAAACAAUAAAUAAUAAAGCAUUCAAAAUAAUAAAUCACAUAGAUUAGUUUAAAUAACAAUUAAUUCUCAAUUUUAAAAAAAUACCAAGUAAUUUUUUUAUUUUUAAAUUUUAGCUAAUAGUAAUAAAGGCUUGUUAUUAUUUUUUCAAAUUGAGAUUUUGAAUGAUCUUAUAAAUUCGUAAACUAUUAAUACAGCAAGCACAUUGUCAGAAAAUUAAGAAGAAAUGCUUUUUGUAAAUAAUAUUUAUUAAUAACUUACAAAUCAAUUUAAUUAUGCAAAAUUUAUUAUUAGAGAGGAAGGUAAUAUUGAAUUAGCUUUAAAUAAUACAUCAAGUCAAUUAAAUAUUGGAAAGAUUAAUUAUAGUACUUUUAAUGAAAUGGUUCCAUUAUCAUUAAUAUUACAUCAUAAAUAGUUUAUGAAAGAAUUCAUUACUACAGGAUAGAAUAAGUUUUAUUUAAACAUUCAUUAAUCUUUUUUAUAAAUAUAAACAGGUAUAAUACUUCCAAUAGAAUUGUGUAUGGAUAUUUAGUUUGAUUAAAAGAUGAAUUAAUUGAUUGCAAUAACAUUUCUUAAGGAAGCCAGUUAUAUUAAUUAAUUUCAUUACAUAAUAAUAGAUAAUUAGUUUAUGAUAAAAGAAAUCUCAUAAAUUUUGUAUUAUGAAAUUUUGGAUUAUUCAACAUAUUGUAAAAUGUAAUUAUAUAAUUCAUCAAUAUUUUCUCUAAUACCAGAAUUGAAAGAUAUUGAUUUAUCAUAAGAUCGAACCUUAAGAUCAUGUUAAUUGUUUUUUCCAUCAAAUAUUAAUAAAUAAACAUCUAGUAGUUUGAAAAGUCAAAAUAAAUCUUAAGAAUAUUAUAAAGGAGACAUAACUAUAAAUCCUAGAAUAAUAAAUAAUAAAAUUUUAUAUUACUUAAUUGAAAUAAGUGAUUUUAAAUCAGAAAGAAAAGAUAUGAUUGAAAUAAUGUCUUUAUAAUAAGAUGAUUUAGAUGAAAAGGAGAUUAUUAACAUUCCAUUAGAAAUCAAUAAUUUAUUUGAAUAAACUAUUCCAUUGUAAAUUUGGUAACAACCAAUCAAUUCUAAUUUAGAAUCUGAAAGAUAACCAUUAUUUGUAAAUAUAGAUGUUUCAGAGUCUCAAUUAUAAAAGAAAAAUGAUUAAGUUAACAUAAAUAUAAUUUAGAAUAAAGCAGGAAAAUCUUCAACUUCAGAAAUAAAUUAAAAAUCUGAAAAACAUUAAGAAAUAUUAGAUGAUGUUCACUCUUAAAUUUCUUCAGUAGCUGCUAUUAGAAAAUCAGUUUAUUUUAAAUAAUUUUAAUUAAUAAAUGAAUUAAUUUACUCCAAAAUAUUUCCACCUAAUAUUAAGACAUUUAAUAUUAUAUUUAUUAUUUACAUUAUUAUAGGAAUAAUAAAUUUUAGUCUUCUUAUUGAUUAAGUAGCAAAUUUAAAGAAAUAUCAAGAAUUAAUGGUUUUAUUAAAAAUUAAAUAUGAUAUAUAUGAACCUAUAGAAUCAUUUUUAAAUACAAGAUAUACUAUUGUUGGAUUAAAUGCAGCAUUAUCAAAUAAGAUUAUAGCUUAAAAUGAAUAUGAUCAAUUAAUAAAAUUUCCAAGAUCAAAUUUAGCAAAAGGAUAUGAUGAUCUUAAAGUUAACAUAAUGGAUGUAAUUUAGAAAAGAGAAUUUUAAUCAUUUUUAAAAGAUAAAUACUUUGAUGCAUUUUUGUACAUUUCAACUAACAAAGGAAAUUUAAAAAACAUAACUUUUAGAAGUGGAAUUUUGGCUAUGCUAAAUUAUCAAUAUGAAUAUAAAUUAGCCUAUACUAUAAGACCUUUAGUAAUAGAUAGUGCUUACUCAUAUUAUUCAUAUAAAAAUUACAUUCCUAUUUUUACUAUGUUUACAUAGUUUAAUUAAGAUGUUUUAAAUUUACUCUAUUUUUUGAUAUCAAAUUAAUAAUAAGACUUAAAAUUGUUAAAUAUUCUUUUUAAUGUAUUAUUAGCAUUUAUAUCUAUUGGAAAUUUAAUAUUUCUAAUUAAACAGCGUAAAUUGAAAAAUAAAUUUUUAAGCUUGCUUUGUUAAUAAGAUAAAGAUGUAAUGAUUUAAGAAAGUCAUCGAUUAUAAUUAUUAUUAUCUUAAAUCAAUAUAAAUUAUAAUUAAAUAUACUAAUAUUCUUUAGAUAUUUAAACUUUUGAUGAUAAAUUAAAAACUCAUGAAAAAGAUUAUUACAAUUCAAUCAAUAAAAAAGGAAAAAAAGUUAAUAAUUAAAGAAGAAAUAAGCAAUUAAAACUAAUUAACUUUCUCUAAAUUGGUAUUGCAUUAGCAAAUUUUUGUUUUUUAUUACUAAUCAAUAUCAUAACAAUAGAUUCUAUUGAUAAAUAUUUACAUAAACAAUAGAAAACUGGUCUAAUUUAUUCAUCACUUUCUAACACAGGAGUUGAUGUUCUAAUAAUAUAUGCUUAAAGGGAAGUUUUAUAUAGGAUUGCAGCUUUUUCAUUUUUAUCAACUCAAGAUAUUUAAGACAUUUAUGAUUAGAUUGAUACAAGUCUAAAUUAAAUUAGUAAUUUUACAUAAUAAUUUAUUUAAAUAAACUCAAAUGAUUAUUUAUUGGAUGAAAAUUCUAUCAAAUUAUUUCAUGAUGCAAGCACUUAAUCUAUAUGUGAUUUCUUGCAUGAAGUAUUUUAUUAUUUUAUCAUUUAUAGAAAUCUGCUAAUUUUUCAAGAUCAUUAUGUCCUAUUGUAUUAGAUGGAGUAUUGACUAAAGGUUUGAUAGCAACUUUAAAUUUGAUGUAAACUUCGAUAUUUGCUGAAAAAUAAGUAAACAAUUUUACAACAAGAGAAAUAAGUUAAGUACCUAUAAAAGAAUUAGAAGGAGCUACAUUUACAGCUUGGGUUAUUUAAGAGUUAGUGACUGAUUUAGAGCAAAACUUAUAAAAGUAUUCAACUUAAUUAUAAUUAUCGUAUAAUGUAAUUAAUUUAAUCAAUUAUCUUAGUUUAUUUAUGCAUUUGGUAUUGUAUUUUAAUUAAUUUUUGCUGCUUUUGUAGUGCUAUUUAAUAGUAAGUAUGAAUUCUAAUCAAUAAACAUCCUAAAAAGGGUUGUUUAUAUUUUACCCUAAUCUAUUUUGCUUUUUGAUGACUCGUUUUAGAGGCAAAUAAAAAUUAUAAUGAAAUAGGAAAAAUUACAAUGA
Molecule: messenger RNA, 4719 nt
Organism: Paramecium sonneborni
Lineage: Eukaryota; Ciliophora; Oligohymenophorea; Peniculida; Parameciidae
Source: the annotation of a GenBank genome assembly